This is a messenger RNA of Histoplasma capsulatum G186AR, 318 nucleotides long. RefSeq names its product mitochondrial ribosome small subunit component S19. The transcript is spliced from 2 exons. The record is from RefSeq and is a predicted model, not a curated record. Bases 1 to 318 code for a protein of 105 amino acids. Gene Ontology annotation, molecular function: structural constituent of ribosome. NCBI's taxonomy places the organism in Eukaryota, Fungi, Ascomycota, Eurotiomycetes, Onygenales, Ajellomycetaceae. Gene Ontology annotation, cellular component: cytosolic small ribosomal subunit; ribosome. Gene Ontology annotation, biological process: translation; ribosomal small subunit assembly.
AUGCCUCCAUCCCCCGGUACACCCGCGAUAAAAACUCAGGCGCGCUCCGCGACGAUCCUGCCCAAUUUCGUCGGCUUGAAGUUUGCGGUGCAUAACGGCAAGACGUAUAAUGAGGUUUUUAUUACGGAUGAGAUGGUGGGGAGAAAGUUGGGGGAGUUUUCGCAGUUCAUGUGGGGCUUUUGUGUUCUUGGGAGCAGGAUGAUUGUUUCGCAACUUUGCUCGAGGAGGAGAUACACGUUAUCAGCAGCCGUCAUGUUCUCGGACGCCGUUGCUGCCUACCCAUCAAAUCCUCUAUUCGUCAUGGAGAUGGAGAGGUGA